AUCCAUCCAUCCAUCCAUCCAUCCAUCUCCAUUUCCCGCUCGGUGUUUUUUCCUAUUUCCCCCUUCCUCGCACGACCUCCCACCUCCGCCCAUCCUCACCCUUUCUCUUCUCUCUUUCUCACCAAAACACCCACCGACUUUUGCACUGCAAUUGACAAAAUCCAUCACAACCAUUCUCUUUUGUCGGGUUGCGCAUUUCAAAAGUCGAUUCUUUAUUUUCGCAAAUCCCGCCGCAUCGAAGCGUCCAGCGCGAUUGCCCGUUUCCCCCAUCCGCUCGUCCAUAACUGGGCAUUUUUUGACUACCUUGUCACCAGGUUCUGGCAGGUGGUGCAGCAUCUCUUGCGAGUUGAGGAUAUUCCCAACCGGCAAAUCCCCACUUUUUCGCAACACAGGCCGGCGAGUUACCUAGCAAGCGGCACCAGCAAGUCUGCCAAGAAGCAGCCCGGUCACGUUACCACGGCUUGGAGCUAACUGGUACAGUAGAGGUACUGAAGUCGCCGCCCAGUUCAGCCAAGUGCUGGUGCAUCAGUGCAUCCCGCCCGCCGCCCGCCGCCCGCCCCAAAUAAGGGAAACCCCAAAAAGUAUCCAUUGGCUGUUCCCGGCAGGCCCACUGCGCGAACCGAUUGGCGGCUGUCAGCUAAUAAUACGCCCACCCACACCUCUCCCCCGGAGCCGGACACCACAUCACAGCAGGGCCAGCCAAGUGUACCUCUACUGCGUAGCAACCUACCUAAGCCAGGGCACUUUCGUUGAGGAACCCACCGAACACCGAAGCCAGGCCGGCCCAGAUUGUCAGCUCCCGUCACACACCAGGGCACUUCCUAUCAUUACCUUACCUACCUAUCGGCACUUGGCUACCUAGCGUCCAUCUGUACCACGGCGCGAGCAUCAAUCAUAUCGAUCCAUUGCAUUUACCAUACACACACACACACACAGUUCCGACCAUCUACCCAAGAGACAGACAGACACGACGCGACACGAGACACACUGAGUGUGAGGACUGGACCGCGUACCCGGUAUCGUCUACAUUAGCAGAGCAGGACAGGACAGGACCGGUACCUGUUCCCCCGUCGGUACAGCCACCACGGCCACGGCCACAAAACCAACCCCAACUAUCCGGUACCUCUUCACUGUCCCAUACAAUCGAAUCGCGCAAGAACCGCCGCCAUGGAUGAGAUAGUUGUUGAUCCCGGUUCUAGCGCUGCCCAGUUCAGCAUCAUGCAGUCCCAACAACCACCCCAGCACGGUCCCGAGGUCCGCCUGACCGCUGCCGGGGUGCCCCGCAAGAAGCCCGGCCGCAAACCGAAACCCAAAGAUCCCGCCGAUGAGAACUCGACCGCCACCGAGCAACAGCCCAAGCCGCGCCGCCCGCGCAAGCCCAGAGACCCCAAUGCCCCCCCGAUCGUGAGAAAGAGGAAAGCCGCCGCGACCGACGACGCCCCCGAUGCCGCCGACGACCAUGACACUUCGAUGGAGAUGCCCGAUCAAUAUCAUGGUAUCGCCCAAAGGUCAAAGGGGUCAUUGGUGCCCCUACAUCUACUUCCCCGCGAUCAACGGCCGCCAAAGAUACCCAAGCGCGAGACCCAUCCCGUGUCCAUGAGCCAUCUGCUCAACGAAGAGGACCCACCGCCCCAGCCCCAGCCUACCGCUUCCAGGCAAGUCUUUGAUCCUAUAAGAGGCAGCUACGAUCCAGUCCGAGAAACCAUGAUGUCCAGAGACGUUUUCGGCACCGGCUCCAUCAUGGGUUCUCCGCGCGCCCCCACCUCACAGCCUGUCAACCGAGCCAGCGCCUCGCCAUCGAUUGCGAGCUUGGUCGAUCCUCCUGCUCCCCCCAACAUCAUGUCGCCUGUCCCGUCACACCAAACGCCUUACAAUACCGCUGCCACAAAAUCGCGACUCCAAGAGUCAACAUCUGCCACUCCUCCCUCUUCCAACCCUGUGCGCUCCACGCCACAACAGAUCGCCAAGCCGCAAAUUAUCGAAGUCAGGCGUGCCCCUCCGCCGCCUCCCGCACCAGCGGCGGCCUCCCAGAGAAAACCAUCGCCUCCCAAGAACUCGUUUACUAGUAUGUCCACAGUUCCGCCGACAUCUUCGGCAGCAGCCGCUACCAAUGCAGCAACAGCGGCUCCAUCAACGACAGCUCCUCCUACCAACAACAAGAAACUCACAGCUCUUGUGCAACAAGAACGCGAAAGCACCCAUUCCCGCGGAAACAAGACCGGGAGCAACCACUCCUCAGAAGCUGUCAAACCCAGUGGCGGCAGCAACAGCCUUAAAGAUGCCCUCCUCCCCCCCUUACCCUCGGUCGGUGGUCACGGCACCGAGCGGUCCAUCCUCGAUUUUGGCAAGGUCAACCCCGGUCAGGAAAUCGAAGCACCUUCAAUCAAGAUCCACAUUCCUCUGAAUGGUGAAACAAACAAAUACGUCAACUUCAUGCGCAUGGCCGAGGAGCAAUACGGUUGGGAUGCUCUACACCCUCGACAAGCAGCCAACCGGGAGCGCAAAGCGCGCAUCGCAGCCGCUACUGCCGCACUGGAAAAGUCCGUGGGCACCAGUGGGCGGGAGUCAGGAGAGGAAAUGGACGAGGAUAUCCAAUCCGACGCGGAAAACAGCAACAUUGAGAUGGGCGGCAUGGGCGGUCUCAACCCCACUACAAAUGGCGUCGCCUCGGGCCCAGAGGCGCCAGCAAAACCGGCGAGAAAGAAGAGGAACUUCAAGGAGGACGAAUACGAUAUUGAUGAUGACUUUGUCGACGACUCGGAGAUGCUCUGGGAGGCGCAAGCGGCUGCUUCCAGGGAUGGAUUCUUUGUGUACUCUGGCCCGCUGAUUCCCGAGGUUCCCAAGCCCGAAGUGGCACCCCCGGCUCGUCGCGGACGCGGUGGAGGAAGAGGCAGCAGAGGCGGACGAGGUGGGACAACACGCGGUGGUGCUAAUGCAGCAGGACAUGGGGCGGACACCGCAGCGUCGGAGAAACCAAGUGGACGAGGACGAGGCGGUGGUCCAGGGAGUCGAGGUGGUCGCGGCGGUGGAGAUGGAACGAGGAAGCCGAGAAUCACGAAACUGGAGAAGGAGCAGAGGGAUAAGGAGAAGGCGGAGAGGGAACGGCUGGCGCAGAUCACGGCGGCGGCCAAGGCAAGUGUGGCAGCCGGUGGAGGACCUUAUAUGCUGGGAUUGACUCCGCCUGCUGCGGCUGGAGGACCAACAGCGAUGAUGAUUGAUUAGAAAUUUCGGCGAACUAAAAGUGGAAGAGCCUGAGACUAUUGUUAGUGGGUGCGGACUACUGUUGAUGUACAACAUGGGAAAAAGAGAGGAGAAAGGAGAGAGGAGGGAAAAGGCCAACGGCAUUGCGUUUUCAUUUUUAUCUGUCUGUUGUUGUUUCUGGCGUUCUAUCUAUACACACACUCACACAAAUAAUGGUUACGAAUGGAGUAUAAGCUGGCUGGAGCAUUGGGUGCCGGUGGGCUGGCUGGCUGUGCGUUUUUAUCUGAUUGUUUUUUUCCUGUGUUGUUUUCUUGUCCCCUUUUCUUUCUCUAUCGGUAUUCCCAUCGGUACUCAUCAAUCAUCUCUAUCUCUACCCAUGUGCGCGCGUUAUUGUUAGUUCGAACGAACAUUGUGAGCCUUUCCGAUGAAUGGAUGGAUGGAUGGAAGAUGCCCGGUGUCGGUAUAUCAUCAAGUGUAACAAACCAGCCAGGCACAACAUAGACAGACAGACAGACAGCGGACGGACGGACGAAGGGAGGGAAAGUCAUCAUGGAAAGAGAGAGAAAGAGAAAGAAGCACGCAAUAAAAGAGACAGUUAACUCAAUAUUACUCGCAUCG
Neurospora crassa OR74A is the source of this 3819-nucleotide messenger RNA. RefSeq lists its product as hypothetical. NCBI's taxonomy places the organism in Eukaryota, Fungi, Ascomycota, Sordariomycetes, Sordariales, Sordariaceae. The record is from RefSeq and is a predicted model, not a curated record. The transcript has a single exon. The coding region runs from base 1168 to 3222 and encodes 684 amino acids.